GCGCAGUCUAUUUCUUAUACGUCUAUGGUCUGCAUGUGAUCGCACCCUAAGAGUGUCAAAAAGCCUGGCUGGUCUGGAGCACGUGGAACCCCAAUUGAGACAUGUCGAAAAUAAUCGAGUCGCUGCAGAACUUGAGCGUUGAGAACGACAAGAAAUCAAACAAACAAGUAAAUGGAAAAACCUGCAGGAAAAAAGAGCUGAUACUGUCGAUGGAAGAAUCGGUGUCGUCCGAGGAAAAUUAUAUUCUCUCUGUCUGUGGAACGCAAAGCGAGUCAGAGUUUAGAAUCGGAGCAGCCUUGUCAGAUUAUUCUUGUGUGGUAUAUUCUGUUGGUCAAUUUUUAAAUCGAAUACUUACACUAAACCAGAGUCAAGCACCAGUUGUGGGAAUUAAAUUUAGUUCUACUUCCAGAAAUAUAUUAUAUAUUGCUACCAAUGAUGGACAUAUUACAGCAUGUGACAUGCGCGCUAAGGGAAAAGUUGUGGCAGAAUUUGAAGAUAGUACAGAAGGUGGAAAGACAAAACCUUUGGCUAGCUUUGACAUUAGCUCUGAUGAAAAGCUCAUAGCUGGUGGCACGGAGCACAUAGGUGGUGAUGCAUUUAUCCUGUUCUGGGACAUAAGACAUACCAAUUCAAAGAUAAAAAGUAAAAAUAAUCUUCUUGGUGGGUACUGGGAAUCCCACAUGGACGACAUCACUUAUCUAACUUUUCAUCCUACCAAACGUGAUGUCCUCGCAUCUGGCAGUACAGAUGGUCUGAUAAAUGUAUUUGAUCUCACCCAAUCCUCAGAAGAUUUAGCCUUAACGUACUCAUUAAAUACAGAGUCAUCUGUGGAUAGGAUAGGUUGGUUAACGGAUCAAUCUUUAUGGUGUACAACGCAUACACACGCACUGCAAUUAUGGAAUUGCGAGGAUGCCAGUGCGUACGCGACAUUUGAACGUGAUAAUUUAUCUUUGUCACAGAACGAUGAUUCUGAUAGUUGUUACUUAGUAAGGGUCCACAAUACAAGUGUCUUUGGACAACCUUUUCUGCUAGCCGGUUGUAGCACGCUUAAAGGGGAGAAGUUAAGAUGCUUAAGCAUUACGAAUAAUCAGUUGGAAACGUGUUACGAAAUCGUGGGAAACAAACAAAUAGUACGUGAUAGUUGGUUGCAUGAAAAGAGUGGUCGUUUAGUGACGGUCGGCGAAGGAGGUAUUAUUAAUAUUUGGCUACAAGCGGAAUUAACGCCAACGGAACAAAACUUGAAUCAUGAAUUGUUAACUAAAAUCGGCACCGGAAAAGAUCGCGACCGACAUCACAGAAUUAAACCUUAUUAAAAAAAAAAAAAAAAAAAAAACCGAAAUUGUAAUUGUAAUUUAAUUUAAGAGAUUUGAUAAUGAAAGAAUUUUUGUAAGAAAUGCAUGUACAUUAGAAUUAAGACAGAAAACGUCAAUCGAAGAGAGUCAUAAUUGUAUAUUUUCUUCAUAUUUUUCUUUUAAUACAAUAACAGUUUGUAUGUACAUUUAUAAUAAAUAAGUAUUGUUUGUUUAUGUGAUUAUUCAACGACGAGUCAAUAUAUCGAUUUAAAAAAAUGCGUUUUACGGGUUUAUACUUCCGUGAUAGAUACUAAGGAAUGUAAACAUCUCAUUGUAACCGCAAAUACUCAUAGAAACACAUAGACGUGGAACAAAAGACAAGAUUUUGAGUCGCGCGUGCGACUCGCAAGAAAACUCUUUUCUAAUUCUACAUAUUAGCAAGAUUCACUUCGGGUAAACAAAGUAUAUACUUGACAAUAAAGAUUUCCGCGAUCGAGAACAUUAUUAAUGAAUAACAUUCCUGGCGGAAAAGAUAAUAACUAAAAAAUAUAGUUCAAUGAUAAUAUAACAAGCAGUAAGUAGUCUUAUAGUCAAAAAAUACUCAGCGUUUUUUCGAAAGUCAUUCGAGGAGACUUUCAUUUUACUGAUUUGUAAGCGUGCUGAUUAAUCAAACGC
Messenger RNA from Pseudomyrmex gracilis, 1967 nucleotides. RefSeq names its product WD repeat-containing protein 89. Gene Ontology annotation, molecular function: protein binding. NCBI's taxonomy places the organism in Eukaryota, Metazoa, Arthropoda, Insecta, Hymenoptera, Formicidae. The transcript is spliced from 8 exons. The record is from RefSeq and is a predicted model, not a curated record. Bases 102 to 1313 code for a protein of 403 amino acids.